CCGCUGUUCAAUUGACCUUCCUUCUCCAUCACCUCUCCCACCUCAACACCUCCCUCUCUCAUUCUCUCUCCAGUUUCACAAGACAGGAAACAGGCCAGGCCAGCUGCUGAGCUAGCUGUACUGCGCCAUCUCUCCUUCAUUGCCUCCUCGCAUCCUGACGAUGGUCGCGCCUCUCACGGUGCUUGCGCCCUCAGAGCCGGCGUACCUAGCCGCGCUGGCGCGGCAGCCCAAGGAUGCGCGCCCAGACGAGAUCUACGAGAAACUCGAGAUGGUGGGCAAGGGCGGCUACGGCGCCGUGUACCAGGGCCGGCACAAGGAGACUGGACACAUCGUUGCCCUCAAGAUCAUCAACCUCGACACAGGAGACGACGACGUUAGCGAUAUCCAGAAGGAGGUGUCGCUGCUGCAGCAGCUCAUGGGAAGUUUCGCGGCGGGGUCCGGCGGCGCAGGCGCCAUGCCCAACUUCACCAAGUACUACGGUAGCAUGAUGGAAGGGCCAAAGGUCUGGAUCAUCAUGGAAUACGCUGAGGGAGGGAGUAUCCGGACUUUGUCAAGAGCCCAGCCGCUCAAGGAGUUGCACAUCGCCCUGAUCAUGCGCGAGGUGCUGGUUGCGCUCACGUUUCUGCACAAGAACGGUGUAAUCCAUCGAGACAUCAAGGCCGCCAACAUUCUUAUGACGACACAGCCACCACGUAUCCUGCUGUGCGACUUUGGCGUCGCGGCGCUCCUCGCAAGCAACACCUCAAAGCGCUCGACUUUCGUGGGCACACCAUAUUGGAUGGCGCCAGAAGUUGUAACGCAAGGCCGACUCUACGAUGUCAAAGCCGACAUCUGGAGUCUAGGCAUUACGCUGCUGGAAAUGGCGCAUGGCGAGCCGCCGAUGCACGGCCAGCCGCCGGCGCACGCCGUCAAGAUUCUUGGUGACAAGAAGCUGCGCGCCCCUCGUCUCGAUGGCGGCACAUGGAGCAAGGAGAUGCGCGACUUUGCCGUCGCCUGCCUGAAUGAAGAGCCCGCGGACCGUCUGAGCGCGGAGGAUCUCAGCAAGACCAAGUGGAUCCGGCAGCAAGCAAAGACCCCGCUAACGACUCUCACGGAGUUGAUGGUCCGCUUUCAGGCGUGGAAGGCGGGCGGAGGACAGCGCAUGUCUCUGGCGCCUGGGGUGGGUGCCCAGAUUGACGACGACGCCGCUUCGGUUGAUGGUGAUGACUGGAGCUUCACAGUCCGCUCACGAAUGAGCAUGCUAGAGGUAGCCGACGAGCCAGGAAUUGCGCCCCCUGAGAGCUUGCGCCGCCUCUUCCAGGACGACAACACUGCCGACCCGUUUCAAAGCUUCGUUCCGGCGCCCUCGCCCAGUCCGAUGACAGAGGAACCAGAGGAGCUCGAAGGAUCGGACGCGGGCGGCACGGUGAGACAGAGUCGCAAGCCACGCCACCUCUUCAUCGUGACGAACCCGUCCAACCCCACGGCAGACAGUGGGAGUGCGCAGGCCACGCCGUUGGCGCGCCCCAAACCCAGUGUUGAUACAUUCUCAUCCGCGCCCACUAUGCGGAUGGGUACGACGCCCGAGCCUUCCUCUGCAGCACAACGCCGUCGUCCUUCAGGCUCAGACGCGGCGCUGAGAGGCUUCCAGUUCCCGCUCAUGGCCGGCGCUAAGCCUGCUCCGGCGCCACCACUCCCCAAACCACAAUUCGCGAAACCCAGCGCAGAGGAGUUGAGUCCUUUGGACCAGCCUGCGCCGCCGUUCGCUCGGCCGCCAAUGAUGCGCCAGGCCUCGGCUACAGUCAUGGAGGGGCGGGCGGCGAAGGAGACGCACGCGCAGGCGCAGGCGCAGCUCGCGGCUGAGGUACCGGCGUCGCCUACCAAAAUCCCCGGUCUGGGCGUACCCAGUAAGGGUGUUGCGAUGAUGCGUUCGCGCUCCGGAAGCAGGAUAGACGACUCGCAGGUUGGGCUACGCGACCUGCUCAAGCUCUCGCCCGCGGUGCCCGAGAGCGCCGACCUCCUCCCGCCUUCACCAAGCACGCUGACGGCGCCGAAGCCGUUUGUGGCGCUACCCAGCCCGCUCGGGGCCGGCGACACAUCCAACUCGAGUUUUAUGAGUGCAGCCGGAUUCAGCAACGGGUUCAAUGCGGGGUUCAGCAGCGCGGGUUUCGGAGCGGGCUUUGGCGGGCUGGGCAUGGGUAUGACGAGCAUGAGCACACCGGCGCUGCUUGCGUCGCCGCUCAACCAGAGCUCGACGAGUCUGCCGUCCAUGCUGCCAAGCCCCGGGUUGGUGCAGCUCAACGGGCCGCGUCCACUGGACCUCCCGCGGCUGGACGAUGUGGGCGCAGCCACCACCGAGCUCGAGACCACGGUCGACGAGCUGCGCCGUUGGCUGGACAUGGUAGCCGGCGGGCUUGACCAUUUACUCCGCGUAGGUGAGGACGGGGACGAGGAGGGCGUGCUCGCGUAGUGUGUGUGCCUGUGCGUAGAUGCAUGUUGUACGAUGAAUCUAGUGUCU
Molecule: messenger RNA, 2497 nt
Organism: Cutaneotrichosporon oleaginosum
Lineage: Eukaryota; Fungi; Basidiomycota; Tremellomycetes; Trichosporonales; Trichosporonaceae
Biological process (GO): protein phosphorylation
Cellular component (GO): cytoplasm
Molecular function (GO): ATP binding; protein serine/threonine kinase activity
Source: RefSeq, a predicted model, not a curated record